Sabethes cyaneus is the source of this 852-nucleotide messenger RNA. RefSeq lists its product as uncharacterized. The record is from RefSeq and is a predicted model, not a curated record. Bases 1 to 852 code for a protein of 283 amino acids. The transcript has 3 exons. Lineage: Eukaryota; Metazoa; Arthropoda; Insecta; Diptera; Culicidae.
AUGUCCACCUUUGACGACAGCAGUGGAAAGCGACUGUAUUCAACCCUACUGACCGAUUGCCACCUGGAGGGGCUGAAAAAGGAACUGCGUUUACGUGAACGAAUUGUGCUGCUCAUCCAGCGGACCGAGCUGUUGGAACACGUGCGGCAAGCUUGCGCCGCCUUUCACGAACGGUUCCUGGCGGAAGGUAACGAUCAGGAUCUGCUGCUCUGUCCGCUGGUGGUGCCACUGCACAUUGGCUACGGUCCGCUGCAGGAAUUUGAUGAAAAACUUCUGUCGAAAAUCAUCCGCGAACCGAUCCUGUACGAAAAAAUCUUCCGCGAAGUCGUCCUCAGCAUUGCCAACACCUAUUUCUGUCGUCUCGAGUCACCCUUCCGGAUCCGGCUUGAACAGGUCUACUGUAGGUUACGAAUGAAAUUACCCCUAGAGGAGCGGUACCUAUUUCGCACGCCAAAGGUUUCCAUCGGAUUAACCGUACUGCACGGUGUCGUACAAGGCUUCAGUUCCGCUCAGAAGUACAUCCUCCAGUCGGUGUGGGUCUGCCCGGACGAUCCGUUCGCGAUCACCAUAACCGGUGAGGUCAAGCGAGUUCCCAAGUGCGAGGAUUGCGGUAUUGCGUUGCAGGAACACCAGCGGAUUCGAGCCGUGUCCGAUUUCUGCACCGUGCGGGCAUUCUCGGCGGACAGUUUGCAGACGCCGACCGCCGUGGGGCGCAUCUAUCCGAGCAUUUCCGUACGGCUGGCGGACGAUUUGAGCCAGCAGUUGCGGCUCGGCUACGAGUACGCCUUUACCGGGGUGUUCAACCCGCUGAGUCAGCUGUUUAGCACGUGGCAAGUGGAGGAGCUGCUGUAG